This is a messenger RNA of Procambarus clarkii (red swamp crayfish), 1341 nucleotides long. The record is from RefSeq and is a predicted model, not a curated record. Lineage: Eukaryota; Metazoa; Arthropoda; Malacostraca; Decapoda; Cambaridae.
AUGAAGCAACGUUACUCCUGCAAACAAAGCCACUGGAACCCAACGUUACUCCAGCAAACAAAGCCACUGGAAUCCAACGUUACUCCAGCAAACAAAGCCUUUGGAAUCCAAAGUUACUCCUGUAAACAAAGCCACUGGAACCCACCGUUACUCCUGCAAACAAAGCCACUGGAACCCAACGUUACUCCUGCAAACAAAGCCAUUGGAACCCAAAGUUACUCCUGCAAACAAAGACAUUGGAACCCAAAGUUACUCCUGCAAACAAAGACAUUGGAACCCAACGUUACUCCAGCAAACAAAGCCACUGGAACCCAACGUUACUCCUGCAAACAAAGCCACUGGAACCCAACGUUACUCCAGCAAACAAAGCCACUGGAACCCAACGUUACUCCAGCAAACAAAGCCACUGGAACCCAACGUUAUUCCAGCAAACAAAGCCACUGGAACCCAACGUUACUCCUGCAAACAAAGCCACUGGAACCCAACGUUACUCCAGCAAACAAAGCCACUGGAACCCAACGUUACUCCAGCAAACAAAGCCACUGGAGCCCAACGUUACUCCUGCAAACAAAGCCACUGGAACCCAACGUUACUCCUGCAAACAAAGCCACUGGAACCCAACGUUACUCCAGCAAACAAAGCCACUGGAACCCAACGUUACUCCUGCAAACAAAGCCACUGAAACCCAACGCUACUCCAGCAAACAAAGCCACUGGAACCCAACGUUACUCCAGCAAACAAAGCCACUGGAACCCAACGUUACUCCAGCAAACAAAGCCACUGGAACCCAACGUUACUCCUGCAAACAAAGCCACUGGAACCCAACGUUACUCCAGCAAACAAAGCCACUGGAACACAUCGUUACUGCUGCAAACAAAGCCACUGGAACCCAACGUUACUCCAGCAAACAAAGCCACUGGAACCCAACGUUACUCCAGCAAACAAAGCCACUGGAACCCAACGUUACUCCAGCAAACAAAGCCACUGGAACCCAACGUUACUCCUGCAAACAAAGCCACUGGAACCCAACGUUACUCCAGCAAACAAAGCCACUGGAACCCAACGUUACUCCAGCAAACAAAGCCACUGGAACCCAACGUUACUCCUGCAAACAAAGCCACUGGAACCCAACGUUACUCCUGCAAACAAAGCCACUGGAACCCAACGUUACUCCAGCAAACAAAGCCACUGGAACCCAACGUUACUCCUGCAAACAAAGCCACUGGAACCCAACGUUACUCCUGCAAACAAAGCCACUGGAACCCAACGUUACUCCAGCAAACAAAGCCACUGGAGCCCAACGUUACUCCAGCAAACAAAGCCACUGGAACCCAGGCAUAA